AUGAAGUUCGCUGUCAUCAGCACAGUGAUCUAUACCGCCACUGUUCUUGCCGCUCCUGGAGCCAUUUCGCUCAGCCGUUCCUUCAAGACCAUUUCGGUGCGCGAUGACAACAAUGUCGAGGGUACUAGUCAUAUUGCCUGUGUCGAGUGUCCAUGCGAAGUAUGUCUUCCUUAG
Molecule: messenger RNA, 174 nt
Organism: Alternaria arborescens
Lineage: Eukaryota; Fungi; Ascomycota; Dothideomycetes; Pleosporales; Pleosporaceae
Exons: 2
Coding region: 1-174 (57 amino acids)
Source: RefSeq, a predicted model, not a curated record